CCUCAUCAUAUAUCAGUGAUUGAUCUAGUGACCUAUAUGAGUAGCUGGAUUUGGACCAAUGGUUGUCUUCUCAGCCGUAUAGAGAUCUGCAUCAUCUGAUUGAAAAAAUUCUGUUUGGGGGAUACGUCGAGGGCAGAGCCGGGAGAAAUGUGUUAGUCGAUUGACUGCCCUAAAGAAUAUAUCAAGAAUCGAAUUCGAGAGCAAAGAGUUGCUAGUUGCAGGGAUGAACGGCCUCAUCUUGGGCACGUUACAGUUGGUGUGGCUAGUGACCGGUACUCCUUUAGAUUCUGGUCGUUAUUUGAUCGAUAGCAGACCGAUUCAUUUUAUUGAUGAACCAGACACAGACUCUCACAUUAUUAAUUCCACUAUAAUAUUAAAAAAGAAAACUAAUUCGGCUGGCCCCGUUUACUAUGAAUCCCGAAAGCCAGAAUAUGCUAUCAAUAAUCACCAUGUACGUCAAGGGGAAGGAGCCGUAUGGAAACGACCACAUACUACGCCAGCGCAGUCGUUCAGCAAUCACAAAGGUAAUAUCCAGUGGAAGAAGUGGGGUCACAUUGUGAGCAGCACAACUACAACUCCUAAACCUACAAACAGUAAAAUCUCAGUAGUGAGUGGAGAAAUUCUUAUUAACAAUCAUAAUUCAAACAAACUGCCAAAUGCCCGACCGAUGAGACCAGCAUCCGUAGUAUCUAUCGUAGAUACUUCGCCAGCCCAAAGUACAAUUACUGAUGUUUUAGGAGAUAGAAUUAAGCAGCCAGAUAUCAUCAAAUCUGCAGCAAUAAGUGUCCUUGAUGCACCAAGCAAUUUAAAGACGACUAUAAAGCAUAAUAAAAUAAUCGUCAUACAAAAACGCACGGAUAAUCUUCCUCAGAACCAAAUUGAAGAAGAUAUUCAAAUAAGCACAGAAAAGCCAACGAAACCGCCAGAUAUGGGUAAUUUUUCUGUUGCUCCAGUGAUGGAUCCAUGGUCAAAUAUUCCUAUACCUUCCAGACCAUCGUGGUCAUUAUCACCAAUCAAAGGAGGAAUAAUCCGGCCAGCUGCUCCUCAAACAGUGGUACCUAAUUUACCAUUCAUGCCUUUUUUAAGCACUCUUAUCACACCUUUAUUAAGUAAGCCUAUCACACCUUCAGCACUUAACUCUGGAAUGCAAGGUAUAAAAGCAAUGCAAGGCUUUUUGAGAAAUUCUCUAAUGGGUGCAAUGUUCUGUUUCUUACCAAGUGCUUUUAUUGCACUUUCUCUCACAGCAACGCAAAGGGCGGAGGUACGAAAAAUUCCAGAAGUCGAUAAUAUGAUGGUAUUCUGCAAGAAAUGCCUAGAAAAUUUGAAAGAUAUGAAAGACCAAGCAAUUUCUAAGCAAUAUGAUUGGUUGAGUGCUGAAUCGGAAUGAUUAUUUAAUUUAUAUUUAUGUGGCAUUUAAUUAUCAGCAUAGUUAAGUUUUUGUUUUGUGUCAUACACUUAUAAAAUUACCUCUAUCUGUUGCAGAAUUUCAGACAGAUGUUCGUACAGUAUAAUUUUAAAGACCUUAAUUUAUUUUUCAUCUGCACAUAUUUCGAACCUUCAAUAAAUUAAAUGGAUAAAAAUGGUGUAGUAAUUAAUAAAUAGAUCUAUCUGCACAAAAUUUAUACACAUAUGAUUGAACUAUAAAAUUUCCCUUUAAUUUUAGGUCUACUUAACUUCAAGAGUUCUGAGAAUUUAUUAAAAAAUUUUGCCAAAUGUGGUUGGUAAUAUUCUGUUUUCUAUCUAAUAAAAAUUCUGCUUUAAAGUAAGCGGUUUACGUAACAGUGUUAUACUAUGCUAUACAUUUUUAUACAGAAAAAUAUUUGCUAAAUAUUACCUGACUUCUAUAUAGUUUCUAAUUAUCUUUUACUGCUAAGCUUGUUUUAAGCUUGCAAAUCACUGUGCUUCGUGCAAUAAACUAUCUGAAACUUCAUUCCUGAUCAGAACACUUAAAAGUGUGAAAAGUUCGUAAAAUUCAUAAAAGAAGUUGAUAAAGGUGAAACUUUUGAGUCUUAAAGCACAGAUUGAAUUAAAACAUUACCUUGCAAAUUAAUUUUUAUUCAAAGGUUUAUAUUUAUUCAGUUCGAAACCUAUACGUCAAUGACUUACUUUCAAAUUAAUAUUUACAAAUUCUAGUGUAGUGCCAUAUCAAAUAUAUUUCUACAAAUCUGUUUCUUUAAAAUGCAGCAGGGUUUUAAAAAAAAGCACAAAAAUACCGUUUGACAAAAAAUUUGCAUAUUUUCUUAAUUCAAUGAAAUAAUCGUUAUUUUACAAUCACCAUCCUACUAUGGGUACAGGCUGCUUUUAUCAUUUGAUGUUCAACACUAGAGAUGUAUCAUUUUUCAUUUUAAUUUUCUUCUUACAGAUAGUUAUGUAAAGAAAAUUAACAGUUCUGUAUUCAGCAGCUUAAUAGAAAAAAAAAAAAAAAAAAAAAAAAAAAAAGAGAGAGAGAGAGAGAGAGAGAGAAGCUAUUAAUGAUGUACGACUAAAUUAUAUAUCUUAUUACAAAUCAAAACUAAACUACUGUAAUAGUACUAUUUCAAACUUGAGCAGCAAAAAUUACAAUUAAAAAGUAUGGAGUCCAAGAGUACUAUGGCAAAAGCUUUAAAAAUCAAAUAAUUGUAAAAUGUUACUGUAAAAUAUUUAGACACACAUGUAGAGUAAAAGUAGCAAAUCAAAACAAUUUCGAUAUUUUUACAGUUCGGAUAACUUCAAGAAAAGAAAAUUGACCACAAAUUUUAAAUCGGAAGGAGUUUCAGGUUAAAUUCUAACAAAGAGAUUUCUAAUUAAAUGAUAUUAUGAAAGCAGGAAAUUCUAUUACUGUUAUGUAUGGAAAAUUAAUAGAAUCUUGGAACUGUUUUAUUUCACAAAUUAUGUGGUGUAUUAGAACAGGCUGGUGAAUCUUCUAAAAAAAGUUCUUCACCCAUUACAUAAGCUGCAUAUUCCACAAAUGUUAGAGACUAAAUCAGUAGGGGGGAAUUAAAAAAAAAUAAACUUAAAAAAAGGAUUAAAAAAAUAAAUGUAAAAGCAUAUGAAAAUAAUUUAAAAUACAAAAAGUAAAUUGUGAUCUAAUUUUACAAAAAGCUUACAGCAGAGAAUUUCAAGAAAUAUAUCUGCAUAUACUAAAAGGGAAAAACGUUUUUAUUCUGAUAUCGUAAAUGCUGCAUUAAGUAUAUUAAUUUUAAAAAAUCUUUCAAUUCACCCUCAAAAGGGACUUAUUUUUGGUACUAGUCAGUAAAAGGUAUUACAUAAUUUUAUGAUUAUGAUCUGGAAAUUUAUUUCAUGAUUAUGAUCCUUGUAAAGAAUAAAAUCUACACAUUUAACACUCAUUUUCUUUUUCUAUUUUUACUUUUGAGUUCUAAAAUAUUGUAAUGAUCAUUGUAUCUUCUGCGUGUGUGUGCAAUUAUGGCAAAGCCUCGAGGGCUAUCUGCCUAAGGGAAGAGCUGCCUUCGUGGAGGACUUUCUAAGGGAAACUAGCUUGUAUACACAUUACACACGGGAAAACCACUGCAUCUUCUGCAAAGCAUGUAUUACUAAUACUGGCAUUAUUGCAAUAAAUUUUUUUCAGUUAGUUUGGACAUUUUCCAUCUCAUAAAAGUACACUAAUGUACACAUUUAUUAGCAUGUCUGAAUAAAGAUUAAUGUCAAUGAA
Molecule: messenger RNA, 3649 nt
Organism: Stegodyphus dumicola
Lineage: Eukaryota; Metazoa; Arthropoda; Arachnida; Araneae; Eresidae
Source: RefSeq, a predicted model, not a curated record